Molecule: messenger RNA, 3594 nt
Organism: Schistosoma curassoni
Lineage: Eukaryota; Metazoa; Platyhelminthes; Trematoda; Strigeidida; Schistosomatidae
Source: the annotation of a GenBank genome assembly
AUGCAAAAAAAACAUUAUCAUAAUGAAAAUUCAUUAACAAAUCCAUAUUAUAAAGAGAUGUUUCAUUCAAGAGAAUGUAUUCCAACGAAUUUACCAUUAAUACAUAAUAAUAAUAAUAAUAAUAAUAAUGAUAAUAACUUUACUUAUCAACAUUUUAAAUGUGAACCAUCAAUGAUUCAAUCUGUAUACCCUUCCAUAGAAAAUCAAUUCAUACCAUCGUCAUUAUUAUCAUCAUCAUCAUCAUCAUUUACAUUGGGAACAUCGUUAGCAUCGUUAGCGACGACAGCGUCAUCACCAUCAAUACAGACACCAAUUGUAAAUGAAGUGAAAUAUUCCAAUCAUUUGAAUUAUAUACAACAUUUUAAUUCACAAUUGAAAUCCCCAUUGUAUGAUUUAAAGCCUACAUCAAUGUAUCAUUAUCGUAACAAUACUUGUGUUAAUAAUAAUAAUAAAUUUUCGAAACACACUGAUGGAUCAAGUUCAGUAACCUAUGGAUUGAUAGAAACGGUAAAUUCUAAAAACUCAGCUUUGUUAAUUCCUAAUAAACAAACUUUAAUGAAACGUAAUAAAAUUUAUAAAAGUACUGAAUUGAAUGAUACUAUUAAUUGUAAUUCUGGUGUUGAAGAAGAAGAUGAUGAUGAUGAUGACGGCGAUGAGAAGAAUAAUGAUGAUGAUGAUGAUGAUGAGGAGGAGGAGGAGGAGGAGGAUGAUAUCAACGAUACAGUUGAAGAGAGUGAAGAUGUCUCCUCCAGCAAUUGUACUGAUGAUAUUCAGCAUUUAUGUCAAUUAUUAAAUGUUCGUAUCAAAUAUAUUACUACUACUACCACUACUACUACUACUACUACUACUACUACUACUACUACUACUACUACUACCAAUACUACUACUACUACUACUACUACUACCAAUACUACUACUACUACUACUACUACUACUACUACUACUACUACCAAUACUACUACUUCUACUACUACUACUACUACUACUACUACUACUACUACUACUACUACUACUACCAAUACUACUACUACUACUACCAAUACUACUACUACUACUACUACCAAUACUACUACUACUACUACUACUACUACUACUACUACUACUACUACUACUACUACUACUGUGGUAUGCGGUGAUCGAAGCAGCGGUAAACAUUAUGGUCAGUAUACAUGUGAAGGGUGUAAAAGCUUUUUUAAACGUUCUGUACGUAAAUCAGCCAAUUAUAUAUGUAGAUCUGGUGGACAAUGCCCAGUCGAUGCACAAAGACGUAACCAAUGUCAAGCAUGUCGUUUAUCACGUUGUUUAUUAGCUGGUAUGAAAAAAUCUGCUGUUCAACGUGCACGAGCUAAUACACAAACUUAUUUAUGUUCAACAACACCAUAUUCAUCUUAUCCAGUUAUUGCAGCUGCAGCUGUUGCUGCCGCUGCUACCGCUUAUCUUCAUGGAACAGUAACUAAUCCUAUUCCUCCUACCCUUACUCCUACUACUCCUAUUAAUAAUACUACUAAUGAUACUACUAAUAAUUUUAUAUUAAAUUCUACAUUCACUGAUCAUUACAAUAGAUCAGAUCCAAUCAAUUUAUCAAAUGUAUAUAUCCCAACAACUAGUCAAUAUAUGACCACUUUAAAUGAUAAUAUGAAUCCUUUACCUCAACCAUAUUAUGAACCAUACGAGAAUACAUUGAAUACAUCCAAUAUACACUAUUCAAAACUAUAUAAUCAGCCUAUUUAUACAAGAAGAUCUAUAUCAACUCAUUCAAUGAAUAAACCAAUAGAGAAUAUCGUUACAUCUUAUUUACCAUUUCAUAGUAAUACGAGUAGUAAUAAUACGUCAUCCAUGUUAACCUACGAUGACCAACCAUCCACAUUACAUCAUCAUCAUCAUAAUCAUCAUAAUCAUUAUGCAACACGUUUAAAUCUACCACAAAAAUCAUCGUAUGGUUAUUAUCAUCAUGAUCAUGAUCAUGAUCAUCAUUCAAUAUCAUCAUGUUCAACUCCAAUUACAAUAACUACACCAAUUAUGACAAAUUUUAAUCAUAUAAAUAUGAAUUGUAUUCAUCAAUAUCAUACUACUAACAAUACUACUAAUAGUACCACUACUACUACUACCACUACUAUUAUUAUGACUACUACUACCACUAAUAAUACUACUAAUACUACUACUAAUAAUAAUAAUAGUAGUAAUCGUAUAAGAUGUGAUUUAAAUCAAGAAUCCAAUUCAUUUAGACAACCAGAUUCAUCAUCAUCAUCAUCAACAACAACAUUAGCAUCAUUCACAUCAACUAUACAUCGUCAAACUAUUCAUUCAUUUAUCAUAGAUAUAAAAAAAACAUUAGAAGAAUGGAUACUUAUAAAAGAUAUAACCUAUUCAAUAGAUACUACUACUAAUACUACUAUUACUACUACUACUACUACUACUACUUAUUCAAAUUAUAAUUAUCAUAUAGAAUUAAUGAGAUUAUGGUCAAAUAAAUUAUUAAAACAAACCUCAAUUAUUUUAAAUAAAUUACAUUCAUUUAAACAAGUAUGGAUUCAAUGUUUCAAGAAUAUAGCGGGACCUUCCAAUCCAUUUCAUCAUGAACAUGAAGAAGAAGACGACGAUGACAACAACAACGACGACGAUGAAGAAGAAGAUUAUUUAUGGAUAAAUGAAUUAAUUUCACAAAUAGAAUUGUAUGAAUUACAAGAAUAUGAAGUGAAAACAUCAAUUCAAUUAAAAAGUAUUACACCAAUACCUGAUACAACUCAAAUUAUUAUAUGUGAAUUAAUAGAUAAAGAAUGUGAAUUAUUAUUGAAACAAUCAUUGCCAACACUUAGUUUAAUGCAUAUUUGUCAAUCAAUUCAUAAUUAUCAAACUGAAGAGAUUAUAAUUGAACAGAUUAAAUCUUUAAUCUACUCCAUUCAUCAUCAUCCUUCUCCUCCCUCUCAUCAUCAUCACCAUCAUCCACCUCCUCCUCCUCAUCAUCAUCUUCAACAACAACAACAACAACAAGAACAGCGGCAACGGCGACAACAACAACAUGAUACUUCCAAAUAUUACAAACCAUCACCUAUCACAUCAAGUCAGUUAACUAGUAACCGAUCAAUUACCAAUUUUGAUAUAAGUCAAAUUGAAACUGGUUUAGAACAGAAGUCAACUGAUACAAAUGAAUUAUGGAGUAGUAGUAGUAGUAGUAGAAGUAAACAUAGUGGUAGAUCAAACUGGAAUAAUAAUAAUAAUAAUUACAUAAUUCAUAAUAAAAAUAAUAAUCAUAGUAAUUUGUUACUACUAAUUAGUAGUAUAAGAAGACAUAAUAUCGAUUCAUUUGAAUGGGGAUGUAUGCGAUGUUUCAUCUUGUUAAAUUCAAGUCUCUUAAAUGAUUCUUAUACUAAAUCAUUUGAAUUAUUAAAAUAUACAAUUCAUAUGAUGUUAAUCAAACAUAUAAUUCAUAAAUUAAAACAACAAUUACAUCAUAAUAAACAAGUUACCAUAGCAACAAACCAUUGGAUAUUGACAUAUCGUUUAACUCAACGAAUUUAUAAUCUUUUACAAAUUUCUAAUGAAUUAAUGAAUAUACAAAUUUAUCAAAAUACUACUGAUAAACAUUUAAAUUAG